CCCGGUUCCAGUCUCAGCGAUCCCGCUCACCCUAGCCCCUCCCUCGGACAACCCCUGGGCUUAUGACCCAGCCAGCACCGCCUCUCCUGGUGGCAACUGGCUGGGAAUGGCUGAGGGGCUACCUACUGUUUGCGGCCUGCCAGGGGGGAGGGGGAAGGGAAAAAAAGAAAGGGGGCGGGGUUGAGGGGGGCGGGCCUGGACCUGGGGAGUGAAAGCGAAAGCCUGGGCGACUAGCUGAGAGACCGGAGAUCUGGCUACUGGAGCAGCAUGGCCAAGCCUUGUGGGGUGCGCCUGAGUGGGGAGGCCCGCAAACAGGUGGAUGUCUUCAGGCAAAAUCUUUUCCAGGAGGCUGAGGAAUUCCUCUACAGAUUCUUGCCACAGAAAAUCAUAUACCUGAAUCAGCUCUUGCAGGAGGACUCCCUCAAUGUGGCAGACCUGUCCUCCCUCCGGGCCCCACUGGACAUCCCCAUCCCAGACCCCCCACCCAAGGAUGAUGAGAUGGAAACAGAUAAGCAGGAGAAGAAAGAAGUCCCUAAAUGUGGAUUUCUCCCUGGGAAUGAGAAAGUCCUGUCCCUCCUUGCCCUGGUUAAGCCAGAAGUCUGGACUCUCAAAGAGAAGUGCAUUCUGGUGAUCACAUGGAUCCAGCACCUGAUCCCCAAGAUUGAGGAUGGAAAUGAUUUUGGGGUAGCAAUCCAGGAGAAGGUGCUGGAGAGGGUGAAUGCAGUCAAGACCAAAGUGGAAGCCUUCCAGACAACCAUUUCCAAGUACUUCUCAGAACGUGGGGAUGCUGUGGCCAAGGCCUCCAAGGAGACUCAUGUAAUGGAUUACCGGGCCUUGGUGCAUGAGCGAGAUGAGGCGGCCUAUAGGGAGCUCAGGGCCAUGGUGCUGGACCUGAGGGCCUUCUAUGCUGAGCUUUAUCAUAUCAUCAGCAGCAACCUGGAGAAAAUUGUCAAUCCGAAGGGUGAAGAAAAGCCAUCUAUGUACUGAGCCCAGGGCUAGAAGGAAAAUAAAUGACCUGUACUUUGUGUGGA
Propithecus coquereli (Coquerel's sifaka) is the source of this 1031-nucleotide messenger RNA. RefSeq names its product proteasome (prosome, macropain) activator subunit 2 (PA28 beta) (gene PSME2). Bases 268 to 987 code for a protein of 239 amino acids. Lineage: Eukaryota; Metazoa; Chordata; Mammalia; Primates; Indriidae. Gene Ontology annotation, molecular function: endopeptidase activator activity. Gene Ontology annotation, cellular component: cytoplasm; nucleoplasm; proteasome activator complex. The record is from RefSeq and is a predicted model, not a curated record. Gene Ontology annotation, biological process: regulation of proteasomal protein catabolic process; positive regulation of endopeptidase activity; regulation of G1/S transition of mitotic cell cycle. The transcript has 11 exons.